Molecule: messenger RNA, 528 nt
Organism: Cylindrotheca closterium
Lineage: Eukaryota; Bacillariophyta; Bacillariophyceae; Bacillariales; Bacillariaceae
Source: the annotation of a GenBank genome assembly
AUGAUAUGGAAAUCCAUCUUGGCACCAGUCACCAAGCGACAUGUUCAGCAAAAAACCAUCAAGACACAUCCUCUUCAUCUUUUUCGGAUCAUCCAAGAUGUGGACGACUAUGUAAACUUUCUCCCAUUGUGCAGCUACUCGAAGAUUCUUCGAAAGGCACCAGAUGGAAGAACUUUUGAUGGAAAGUUGGGGAUAGGGUUUGGGUUAUUCUCGGAAGAAUAUACGUCUAGAGUGACAGUGAUACCAGAGACACUAACCAUUAAGAUGAAGAGCAUUGAAAGCCAGAGAAUUAAUUCAUUGAAGAGCCACUGGUCAUUAGAGGAAAAGCAAGGAAAGAACAACGAGGUCCAUUGCGGUGUAACCUUUCAGUUAGAGAUGGAAGUGUCAGAUCCAGUAAUCGUCGCUGUUUUGGAUCAAGUGUUACAAGAAGUUGCCGGUCGACAAGUUGAAGCAUUCGAGAAAAGGUGUGAAGAAUUGCCAUUGCCCGACGACUUGAUUGAAGUAGCAAAGCGUUUCAAGCAACUAUAG